Molecule: messenger RNA, 7371 nt
Organism: Ornithorhynchus anatinus (platypus)
Lineage: Eukaryota; Metazoa; Chordata; Mammalia; Monotremata; Ornithorhynchidae
Gene: DSG1
Product: desmoglein 1
Exons: 17
Coding region: 191-3397 (1068 amino acids)
Biological process (GO): homophilic cell-cell adhesion
Cellular component (GO): plasma membrane; desmosome
Molecular function (GO): gamma-catenin binding; calcium ion binding
Source: RefSeq, a predicted model, not a curated record
GGACUCAGGUCUCUAGCCAACAGGUGAUAUUGGAAUCCAUAAGGAAUAUUCAUAAGACCAAAAGGAUCUGUGAGCUUGCUCUCUAGCUAUGACACCAGCAUAGGGAGAACGGCGUGGGGGGGAGGAAGAAAAAGGAACAGAGCAAGAACAUAACCCCUUUGAACUUGGAUGUAGGAGAAAAUCAACAGCAAUGGACUGGCUCCCUUGCAGAACAACUGCUGUUCUGUUCAUUUUCAUGGUGGUGGUGGUGGAAGUUAACAGCAAUUUUCAAAUCCAGGUAAGAGAUUAUAACAGCAAAAAUGGUACCAUCAAAUGGCAUUCCAUCAGAAGGCAUAAACGUGAAUGGAUUAAAUUUGCUGCAGCAUGUCGAGAAGGAGAAGAUAACUCAAAGAGAAAUCCCAUUGCCAAAAUUAACUCAGACUGUUCUGCGAACGAGCAAAUUACAUAUCGCAUCUCUGGAGUGGGAAUUGAUCAGCCCCCAUAUGGAGUCUUUAUUGUGAAUCCAAAAACAGGGGACAUUAAUAUAACCUCCAUAGUCGAUCGAGAGCUGACCCCAUUUUUCACGAUCUAUUGUCGAGCCCUGAAUUCCAGGGGUGAGGAUGUAGAGAGGCCUCUUGAGCUGAGAGUCAGAGUUCUCGAUAUAAACGACAACCCUCCGGUAUUCUCCCAAACUGAAUUUGUGGGCGGCAUUGAGGAAAACAGCUACCCGAACACCUUGGUGAUGACAUUAAAUGCUACCGAUGCGGAUGAACCAAACAACUUGAAUUCUAAAAUUGCCUUCAAAAUAAUCUCUCAAGAGCCUGCAGGCGCACCAAUGUUCAUCUUAAACAGACACACUGGAGAAAUUCGAACAAUGAGCAAUUCCCUGGAUCGAGAGCAACAAAGCAGCUAUAGCCUUGUGGUACAAGGUGCAGAUCGAGAUGGAGCUUCCGAUGGACAAUCGUCCCAAUGUGAUUGCAGGAUUAAAAUUAUAGACGUCAAUGAUAAUUUCCCCUACCUUGAGCAGUCUUCUUAUUCUGUCAGCAUUGAAGAGAACAUUCUGAAUUCUGAAUUGAUUCGGUUUCGAGCAAUUGAUCUGGAUGAAGAAUUCUCAGAUAACUGGCUGGCACAGUUUUUCUUUAUUUCGGGAAAUUCUGGAAACUGGUUUGAAAUUGUAACCGAUUCAAGAACUAAUGAGGGAAUCCUGCGGGUUAUUAAGCCACUUAAUUAUGAAGAUGCUCAAAGUAUGGUUCUUAGUGUUGGGGUUAGAAAUGUAGCUGAAUUUCACCACUCAGUUAGAUCCCAAUAUCGAGUCCAAGGAAGCUCCAUCACCGUCAAGGUAAUAAAUGUGGUCGAAGGAUCAGUAUUUACACCGGCUUCUAAGACAUUUAUUCUCCAAAGAGGGAUGGGAGCCAAUUCUCUAAUUGGAAGCUAUCAAGCCAUAGAUCUGGACACUGGAAGACCUUCUACAACAGUCAGAUACAUAAUUGGAAGUAAUCCAGGCGAUUUACUUGCAGUUAACUCAAGGACCGCUGAAAUUACCUUUAAGCGUCAAGUCACUCGGGAAAUCUAUUCACAGGUCAAUGGACGCUAUGUGGGAACUAUUCUAUCAAUAGACGAUGCUGCUCAAAGAACAUGCACUGGUACCAUUGUUCUAGAUCUUAAUGAUGUUUUUGACAUUAACGAUUCUAAUAAUUCUGGUGGACAAGCCGGAGGGCAAGGUUCUUCCACAGGAGGCGGUGGACCAGGCGGUCCUGGAGGACCUGAGGGGACUGCAACUGUAGGUCCUAGUGGCUUUACUGAUUCUAGUUUUCAAGGCAGCAGUACAUCAGGUGGUUCUGACAAAGAUACUAAUACUGAAAGUCCUGGUUAUGACGGGGGAAGAGGAAACGGAAAAGCAUAUUUCGGUCCUGCCGGCAUUGGACUUCUCAUUUUGGGCUUCUUGAUGUUGUUAUUGGUUCCCUUCUUGCUGAUGACAUGUGACUGCGGAGGGGCAAGCGCUGUUGGAGGAGGCUUUCAGCCUGUGCCAGAAUGUACCCCCGAAGGGGCAAUUCAUUCCUGGGCUGUAGAAGGACCGCAGCCGGAAGACAGGGAUAUAACCAACAUUUGUGUUCCAAUGACCACCACUAAUGAAGGGAUGGACACUUGUGGAGUGUAUACCAAUGAGUAUGGAGGAAGAGAAGUAAGAGACAUCGGAGGAGGAGGAAUGGGAGGAGGAGCUUCUGGCCUUGAAAUGACGACUGGCGUUAAAACGUCUGUGGUUCCUGAAGUGUGUCCUGGCCACUCUGGAACUCUAUUAAGAAAUUCCAUGAUGGACUACAGAGAAGGGGGUGUGAAUUCAAAUUUUGUGAAGAACUACUUCUGUCAGAAAGCAUUUGCAUAUGCGGAUGAAGACGAAGGCCGGCCCUCCAACGACUGCUUGCUCAUCUAUGAUAUCGAAGGGGUAGGUUCUUCUGCCGGCUCCAUCGGCUGUUGCAGUUUCAUUGGAGAAGAUUUGGAUGACAGCUUCCUGGAUACCCUAGGGCCCAAAUUCAAGAGAUUAGCCGAUAUUAGCAUGGGGAAGGACGUUGAAUCGUUUACAGAGACGGAGCACCAGUGGACCACGGAGAGCGCUGAGCCGAGCUAUCCUUCGCAAGGACCGGACACUCUGGUUAACGGAUGUCCCCCGGUGCCUCCACCCUUCGGGACUACGACGGUUGUUUCGGAGACCACCUAUCCCUCGGGGCCCGGGGUUCAGCCCGCCACCCCUAUCCCUGAUCCUUUGGGCUACGGUAACGUUACGGUGACUGAGUCUUACACCACCUCGGGCAUGACUCUGCAGCCCUCUGCCCACGUUCACGACCCCAGGCACGGAUCGAACGUCGUGGUGACAGAGAGAGUGCUGGGUCCCAUGUCCGGCUCCGAUUUCCACGGCAUGUUAGACGUGCCCAACCUCAGGGAUAGCUCCAACGUCAUAGUGACAGAGAGAAUCAUUGCCCCCAACUCAAGGCUCCCUAACACUCUGACUCUCCCUGACCCUAGAGAUUCUUCUAACGUGGUGGUGACGGAGAGGGUUAUCAGACCCUCUUCGGGCUUAAUGGGCAACAUAAAUAUUCACCCUGAGCUGUCCGGUGCCCAUAACGUGAUCGUGACCGAGAGAGUCGUUUCGGGAGCCGGCACGACCAGCGGGGGCCUGGGGGGUGGGAGUCUGAUCGACACCAGCAUGGGCGGGGGAGGCAUGAGCCUAAGCGGAGGUACUCUUGGAAUGAGCGGCGUGGGAGGGGGCAGCAGUGGCCUGAGUGGGGCGGGCAUGAGUGGCAGCGCUACGAUUGGCCAUAUGAGGACCUCCGAUCACUUUAACCAGACGAUCGGAUCCGCCUCCCCCAGCGCAUCUCGAAGUCGGAUCACAAAGUACAGCACGUUACAGUAUUCUAAAUAGGCCUCCACCCGCAACAACCAUGAGUGGGAUUUAGACCAAUCGGCUCCCACCGCUAAAACACGUGGCUGUUAUUCACGAUGGGCAGCUCGUGCUUAGGCGGUGGUGGAACGCAAUGAGGUAGCCAUGUAAUAUUGUAGUUUCAAAGGCAGGCGAACAUGCUGAAACCUUGUCAUGGGGGAAGGAGCUCUUGGUAUCUUCAAAUCUUUUCUUCUGUUGGUGCCGGUGGAACGCUGAAAGUGUCGUAAAGGCACAAGGAAGUGUUCCGUCUACCCACACGCGGUCUGUUAAAGGUCCCGGCGUUUGGGGCCCGUGAGAUCCUCUGUCGCUGUUAACUGCCCUAAUACCCUGUUACCACCAGACAUCCUGGGGUGGGGGACAUUCAUUAGUUAGCUUGCUCUGUAUUGAUCUGCCAAAAUGCUCUGGAAAUAUAGAAACGGGAACUGCGCUAGUGAUGUGCUAAUGUAUUUGGGAAUGUUAACUUGUGUAGUGUAUGAACUGCUGUCUUGGGUUCAAGGAUAAUAUAUGCCGCAUUAUGAUACAUUCCUAUUGUUUUUUAUUGUAUCUUCGUGCUUAGUGCUCCCCUCAGUGACUGCACUGAAUAAAAUAUGUUUCUGAUUUGUCCUGCAAAGGUCUUAAGAUGUUAAAAACAAACUCAGUGGGAAGAUGUCAUUCCAGAUUGUUAUUUCAGAAUGAGAAAAGGAGAAACCUAGGCAUAAAAAUGAGGAAAUUACCCUAGGAAUCUUGUCCUUGGGGCAAUUGUCCCUCCACAAACAAUCUACCUAUCAGCCAACAAAGAAGCAGGAGGAAAACUUCCAGCAGCAGUACACUGAUUAAAGAAAGUGACCUUAAGUACUAAGUCCCCACUGUCAUUGGUGAACUGAGUUCCCGGAGAAGAGAGGGUGUGUUGCGUUGAGUUUUCAGCUGUCAUUUCUAAAUAGGCUGUUCAUUCUAAUGCACCUCAUUCCCACAGUUCCAGUACAAAAUUCAAGAAACAUGAGUAAAAUGUGGCCAGAUAAAGGGAAAUCACCACUGGCCAGCAGUGAAAUUUCUCAGGGAACUGGAGAUAAAAGGAAGGAAUGAUUAACAAGGGAAUGUUCCUCACAGUAUCUUCAACAAACUGUUCCUGCUUUUCAUUAAGUUCCAAAGCUUUUAUCAGCAACCCUCCCAUCUGUCAAUCUGAAGGUUUCAUCAGGAACUUAGCCCCAAAUGUCUGUGUUGGCAAAUACGAAACAUCUGGAAGUCCAUAUGUUUUGCUUGCUCCAUCCACUAAACCUGCAAUUCCCAAUUGUUUUCCAUGGUUGGACAUGCAAGCAGUUGGCCAACAGUUGAAUAGUGGGUCUUUUAGGUAUUUUCCAAAUGCAUUUAUGUGCUGGCUUUCUCUUAGUGCAUUGCAAAAAUAAUGCUGUAUUUAUUUUGCUGCAGUUGCUACUCAGUCAAAAUCUUUAUAUUAAUGACCACAGUAACAAGUCAUGGGUAGGAAGACCAAAAGACACUAGGCUUAGAGAUAGGUAGAUUCAUUUCUGGGUGAUAGGGGAAAUCUGCAAUGUUUUGGCAUUGUUUCUAUUGAAAUGAAACCAGCUGUGCUAAAAUCAAGCAAUAUUUCAGUGGCCUAGUGAAUCAAAUCCAUCCCAAGUACAGUUUUUCUUUUCAGAUCCCACUUCCCUAAAUGAAAUUAGCUUUUCAAUGAAUAAAUGAAAACAAUGAAUCAGCCUCUGAGGCUGUUCAGAAAUUAGGAGAAACCUGAACUAUAUUAUCAACUCUUUAUUGUUUCUAAGGAGACCUUGCCUUUUAAGCACUGGUGAGGAUCAUCAAUGGUAUUUAUUGAGCGCUUACUGUGUGCAGAGCACUGCAUUAAGCGCUUGGGGAGUACAAUACAACAGAGUUGGUAGAUAUGUUCCCUUCCCACAACAAGCGCAGUCUAGAGGGUGAAUGAAAAGAAAAGAUACUAAAUAGUGUCUUACUCUAACUGUACAUUAUGUAAAGUAUGCGGCAUUAUCAAAAUUCAGAGGUGUAAAUACAAUAAAGUGUUCCAAAAGGAAUUAUUUUCUUCCAGGUCUUUACCCUUUUAUUUUGCUCUAUGCUCACUGAUAGGUAGCUUUUCUAGAUUCUAAUCCAUUUCUACUUGAAUCGUAGGCAAUCUAGCAUGAUUGAAAGGGCAGAAAGUCACCUCUUCAGAGAGAUCUUUUAAGAGAUCCAAAUAUAAUAUCACUGGCCCAAACUGGUACAACCAAAGAGUUUUUUAAAUCUUCUCAGAAAUUCAAACAUACUCAUUUCAUGCAUAAAAGACCUUUUUACAGGAUCAUCUACAGGAUACAUAACCCUCCCUUCCUUAUUUAAAAUAUCAACAGCAACCAUUCAAGAGACAGGGGCUGCCUUCAACCUUGAAAAAAGGGAGCCAAAAUCUAUUAUUCUUCUGCUUCUUAAACUAUUAACUUUAUCCCCGAGAAGAGAGUGGUAACUCUAGUCUCUUAAAAGUCUCAUUAGUUUCUUGGUUUAUCCCAAGUGAGAAUAGUCCUUUUUUUGUUUUGAUACAAUAUUGUUCAAAUACUCAUAAGUCUGAAGGGGAUGACCACACACAGAGAAACAGAAAUGAGUUUAAAAGAUGAGUUACCAAAUUUCUGCACCAGUACUAUAAGCUGAAACAAGAUAAAAUGAAAGCCUCCCUACUCUGAGUUCUUAUCUAUUGAAAACAAAACAAAAAACAGAUGGAUGCUUCUUUUCUUAAGUGUAUGUAAUAUAAAAAUAAAAAGACAAUGUCACAUUUGACAUCUUACAGUAAAACUUUUUGCCAAAAUUAGUUCUGUGAAAGUACUUCAUAAAUCAUCUGAUGUAAACCAAAAUACCAUUUUUCUAUUAAAGUUAGCGUAUUUUGACAUUUAAUUCCAGUAGCGGCUGCUAUGUUUAACCUCUUUAUAAAUGAGUAAUUUAAGACAUAACAAUAUUUGCACUAAAUAAAUCUAUUUUGUAUAGAGAAAUUUAAAAAAACAGGAAGGGAGUGGGAGGAAAUAAACAAAAAGACAUCCGUUGAAAAAUAUGAUACAAGUGUAUGUCAGGGCACACAUUCUAUUUUUUGUAUGGAUUUUUUUUUUAGACUCACCAGUCAUGUUUGAAGAAUUUAUAGGUUUAUAUGCUCUAAUGCUUGAUUUCUUGCUCCUCAGUAAAAAAAUGACAUCUUUAAAAUUGUAUUCAACUUCUACCACUUCUAUCAAUUAAUUUCUGAAGCUGGGUUUUUUGGGCCAGUGUUUUUAGCAUAAAUCAGAGCUUGGGGCUAUGGUUUUCACACAUCGUCUUUUCACUGAUUCAGUGGGAGUCCAAAGAUUAGAAAGUUAAACAUACAGGCACAAAUGCACAUGCAUACAUAUAUGCAUAUAGAGCACACACACAUACACAGUAAUAAACUGUUGAAUUGGAAAAUAUCUCUAAUAUUAAUAUGAGCCUUUUUAAAUUAAAUACGAACAACUUUGCUGUCCAACAUAAUUCAGUGUAAAUUGUUUCAACUCUACUGCUUCUCUGAAAUCUGCUAGCAUAUCUCUCAAUGAAAUACCCCAGAAGUUUAGGAAUAGAAUUUGCCCUUUCAGAAAUUUCAACCAAAAGCUGUUCUAGAUAGCCCAAGAAUUCAAAUGAAUAACUUGUAGACAAUUUCCACAAGGCAUUCCUCCAAAAAGUCUCAAAACAAUGAAUGGUUUUACUGUUCAAUUACCCAAACCUUCCUUUCAGUUUAUGUUGAAAAUAAUUCAGACAUCAAGACGUGGUUAGUUCAACCUUAUUUUCUUUUUUUGAUGCUUAAGAGUAUUGUUUCUUAGGGGAAUGUUUAAAGGGAUGUAACAUAAGACUUUUUCAAAGGUCAGGGCAGGAUUCAUCUAGAAUAUUUGGGGGUAUCCUUCUGGCUGUUACUGUUUGCAAUUUUAAAGUUGGUUUGUUAAGUCUCAAAGAAUUAUGUUUACAGAAUUAAAAUAAAAUAUUAGUACAGCUCU